GCCCGCACUGUCUUGUUAAGAAAGAAAGCUUUCAGCUCUUUCCAUAAAUCCGGUCUCCACACUCGGAAAGGCUAUUCAGUAAGCGACUCACGAAAGCCCUAAACAAGAAGAAGCAGAAACCGAAGAAAACAAGAAGCAGAUUCAAAUCAUGAGUCGUGGUAGUGGAGGAUAUGAUCGUCAUAUCACCAUCUUCUCACCGGAAGGUCGUCUUUUUCAAGUAGAAUAUGCCUUUAAGGCUGUUAAAGCUGCGGGGAUCACCUCUAUAGGUGUCCGCGGAAAGGAUUCGGUCUGUGUUGUGACUCAGAAGAAGGUCCCGGACAAACUUUUGGAUCAGACAAGUGUUACACAUCUUUUCCCUAUAACGAAGUACCUUGGCUUGCUAGCAACUGGCAUGACAGCUGAUGCUAGGACCUUAGUUCAACAAGCAAGGAAUGAAGCAGCUGAGUUUCGCUUCAAAUAUGGAUAUGAGAUGCCUAUAGAUGUUUUGGCAAAAUGGAUUGCAGAUAAAUCACAAGUGUAUACACAACAUGCCUAUAUGAGACCACUAGGAGUAGUUGCUAUGGUUUUGGGUAUUGAUGAUGAGUUUGGACCUCGACUUUAUAAGUGUGAUCCAGCUGGCCAUUUCUUCGGUCACAAGGCUACAAGUGCUGGAUUAAAAGAACAGGAGGCAAUCAAUUUCUUGGAGAAGAAAAUGAAGAAUGAUCCUUCAUUUACAUAUGAGGAAACUGUGCAGACUGCAAUUUCUGCACUGCAAUCAGUUCUACAAGAGGAUUUUAAGGCCAAUGAGAUUGAGGUUGGAGUUGUGAGGCAGGAAAGUCCAGUGUUUAGAGUGUUGUCCACGGAGGAGAUUGAUGAGCACUUGACGGCCAUAAGUGAACGCGACUGAGUCAUCAAGCAGCUGAAACUGUCCGGAUGAUUACUUGGAUUUAUGAAAGGCUGUUUAGCUUUUGUUCUCUCAUGUUUCCAUAGUUGUUUUUAACAAGCUUCUGAAGCAAUUUGCGACUGAUAAUUAUUUCAUCCUUUUUAACUUUGUCAGUUGAACAUCACUGUUGGAUAUGAGUAUGACUUUAAAGAUUAUGUGCAUCAAAACAGAGAAAGUUGAACAUUACUGUUGGAUAUGAGUAUGCCUUUAAAGAUUAUGUGCAUCAAAACAGAGGAUGCUUUCUA
This is a messenger RNA of Ziziphus jujuba (common jujube), 1167 nucleotides long. Its product is annotated as proteasome subunit alpha type-6. The record is from RefSeq and is a predicted model, not a curated record. Lineage: Eukaryota; Viridiplantae; Streptophyta; Magnoliopsida; Rosales; Rhamnaceae. The coding region runs from base 149 to 886 and encodes 245 amino acids. Gene Ontology annotation, cellular component: nucleus; proteasome core complex, alpha-subunit complex; cytosol. The transcript is spliced from 9 exons. Gene Ontology annotation, biological process: ubiquitin-dependent protein catabolic process.